CUGUUAUAUAUAUGAGAUCAAGUUCCUUUUAUUUUCCAUUCGAAAGGAGUCUUAUUUUCCUUGAGAAAUCCACUGAAGGGUUCUUUGUUUCUAGAUAAAUGACAAACAGGCUAGAAGGCAAGGUUGCCGUAAUAACUGGUGGCGCCAGUGGCAUAGGGGAAACCUCGGCCAGGCUUUUCGUCAAACAUGGCGCUAAGGUUGUCAUUGCUGAUCUCCAAGAUAAACUCGGCCAGGCUGUCUGCGAAAGCAUAGGAUCUCCAGAAGUCAUUUCCUAUGUCCACUGCGACGUAACUAAUGACACCGAUGUUCAAAAUGCAGUGGACACGGCUGUUUCCAAGUACGGUAAACUAGACAUAAUGUUUGGGAAUGCUGGUGUCCCCGGCAAGGGCGACACAUCAAUUUAGGCUACCGAAUAUGAAGAUUACAAGAGGGUUUUCGACGUUAAUGUUUUUGGCAUGUUUCUAUGCGCCAAACACGCUGCAAGGGUAAUGAUUCCGGCCAAGAAAGGGAGCAUUAUCUUUACUUCUAGUGUCGCCUCUGUGAUUUAUUGGGAUAUUCCUCAUGCUUAUGCUACAUCCAAAACUGCAAUAGUAGGGUUUACAAAGAAUUUGUGUGUUGAAAUGGGAAAGCAUGGAAUUAGAGUCAAUUGCAUUUCUCCUUUUGCUAUUGCUACACCAAUGAUGAUGACUGGGUUCAAAGACACAGGAAAGGAGAAAGUGGAGGAAUUGAUACAUGAAAUUGCAAAUUUGAAAGAGACAAUCCCAGAGACAAAUGAUAUAGCUGAGGCUGCCCUGUUCCUGGCCAGUGAUGGAUCCAAGUAUGUAAGUGGGCAGAAUCUAGUCAUUGAUGGGGGUUACAGUGUUACUAAUGUUGCUCUGAGAGAAGGCCUAAAGAAAAUAUUUUCUUGAUUCAGUUUAUUGUCAUCAUGGUCAUAAAAAUAGUUGUGUUAUUUCUGGUUCCUGAAUUGCAUUGAGAUGCAUUAGGACUGUGAGGAUCCAAUUAAUAAGAUUUUAAUUUCUUUCUCAUCUUUAA
This is a messenger RNA of Olea europaea var. sylvestris, 1032 nucleotides long. Its product is annotated as secoisolariciresinol dehydrogenase-like. The transcript is spliced from 2 exons. NCBI's taxonomy places the organism in Eukaryota, Viridiplantae, Streptophyta, Magnoliopsida, Lamiales, Oleaceae. The record is from RefSeq and is a predicted model, not a curated record. Bases 456 to 908 code for a protein of 150 amino acids.